AUGGACUCCUAUGCAAAAUCCUUCAAAGUAGUGCUUCUUGGGGAGGGUGCUGUUGGUAAAACAUCAUUAAUGCUUCGUUAUACUGAAAAUAAAGUUUUAUUCUUAAAUUUGAAAAAAAAAAUUUUUUUUCCUUCCCCCAAGUUUAUUAACGAGCAUAUUUCAACUAUACAAGCAGCUUUUGCUAGCAAACACCUAAUUGUGGAUAAUGAAAGGGUUGAAUUGGCUAUAUGGGACACGGCGGGGCAGGAAAGGUUUCAUGCUCUUGGACCCAUUUAUUAUAGAGAUAGCCAUGGUGCCCUUCUAGUUUACGACAUUACUGACAGACGCUCUUUUGAAAGAGUCAAAAAAUGGGUAGAGGAAUUGUUGCAAAUGUUGGGGGAUACAGUUGUGUUGUUUGUUGUUGGAAAUAAAAUUGAUUUGGAAUCGUCUAGGGUUGUUUCUGUUGAGGAGGCAGCAAAGUAA
Messenger RNA from Meloidogyne enterolobii, 462 nucleotides. The record is from the annotation of a GenBank genome assembly. Lineage: Eukaryota; Metazoa; Nematoda; Chromadorea; Rhabditida; Meloidogynidae.